Sorghum bicolor (sorghum) is the source of this 915-nucleotide messenger RNA. RefSeq names its product succinate dehydrogenase subunit 3-1, mitochondrial. The transcript has 3 exons. The coding region runs from base 117 to 665 and encodes 182 amino acids. Gene Ontology annotation, cellular component: membrane. The record is from RefSeq and is a predicted model, not a curated record. NCBI's taxonomy places the organism in Eukaryota, Viridiplantae, Streptophyta, Magnoliopsida, Poales, Poaceae. Gene Ontology annotation, molecular function: electron transfer activity; succinate dehydrogenase activity. Gene Ontology annotation, biological process: mitochondrial electron transport, succinate to ubiquinone; tricarboxylic acid cycle.
AUGGAAGAAAAGCAAACUUUCGUCAAAAUUAUAGAAGGAAAAGUAGACUUUUUCGCCAUAAUAAUAGGCUCCUUCUACCCAUUUGACGCGUGGCCUGAAAUUUUAGGAACUUCGAAAUGGGUUCGGCCCAUUUGUCUAUAUACAGUUGGGCCCAGAAGACCCCUCCCUCUGUCCUCCCAUCCUCUUUGUCCGCACCUCGCUCUCCACGACACUUGACGCACCUACCAUCUCCGUCCAUCUGCGGCGUCGGCGGCGAAGGAAGAACGGAAGCGACGGCCACGUGGGCAGGCGGCGAGCAGGAGAAGCCCACAAUGGAGAAGUGUAACAGCAAUGCUCGAUUUGCACCCUUGAGUGAUACUCCAUUUGCUCUCCGUGGAGCUCUUGGUAGUACUAGUUCAAAUCUUGAGCAAACCAGGGGCUACGCAUCUUCCCCCCUAGCAGCUCAGCGGCCCAAGAUAUCUGCACCUGGAAGCCGACCCCUGCACACAAGUCGCCCCCUGUCAUCUCCUGUUGCAAACCGCCCACUGUCACCCCACCUUCCUCUGAAGAAGCCGCAGUUCAGCGCUACUUUCUCUAUCUCGCACCGAAUUUUCGGUGUCGCAUUGGGAGUUGCCAUCAUAUCUGUCCCUCUCGCCACCAAGUUCAGCCUGAUGUUUGGUGUUUGAGAGCGAUCUGCUGUGUCAUCUUAUGAGAAAUGGCAUUACCCAUUUCCGUGACUGUUUUGUCGUUGUCUCUGGUUCCUUGCAACGCAAGGUGCAGUUUGGAUUAACAUCUUUGUCAUGUGUGCAAAACUUCUAUAAUAAUCAGUACUUUCUACUGCUACAUUAUGAAAAUAUCAGAUGCUAGUGUAAUAUGAGUAUCAAAUAUCAGUACAAGGAGGUUUGCCCCAUUAUGAAUGUACAUGGUUAUGAGGUC